Lynx canadensis (Canada lynx) is the source of this 1164-nucleotide messenger RNA. It is a transcript of the gene KCNK18, whose product is annotated as potassium two pore domain channel subfamily K member 18. Gene Ontology annotation, biological process: potassium ion transmembrane transport; stabilization of membrane potential. Bases 1 to 1164 code for a protein of 387 amino acids. The transcript is spliced from 3 exons. Gene Ontology annotation, molecular function: potassium ion leak channel activity. The record is from RefSeq and is a predicted model, not a curated record. NCBI's taxonomy places the organism in Eukaryota, Metazoa, Chordata, Mammalia, Carnivora, Felidae. Gene Ontology annotation, cellular component: membrane.
AUGGAGGCUGCCGGGCCACCCCAGGCCGGGAGGUGCUUUCAGGAGGCCCUGGAGAAGCUGUUCCCUCGCCUCUGCUUCCUCUGCUCCCUGGUGACCUACGCGCUGCUGGGUGCUGCCCUCUUCUCGGCCAUCGAGGGCGGCCAGGACCUGGGGCCAAAUGACCCGGAGUUUGAGGAAUUCCUGGGGGAGCUCUGUGGCAUCUUGAAAUGCAACCGAACAGUUGAGGAAGGCAGGAAACAGGAUCUCAGGGUGCUGCUGCAGAAGGUGAAACCCCACUGGUUCAACACGUUUACAGACUGGUCCUUCCUGAGCUCACUCUUUUUCUGCUGCACAGUCAUCAGCACUGUGGGUUACGGCCACAUCUACCCUGUCACCAGGCUCGGCAAAUACUUGUGCAUGCUCUACGCCCUCUUUGGCAUCCCCCUGAUGUUCCUCGUCCUCACGGACACGGGUGACAUCCUGGCCACCCUCCUGUCCACGUCUUACAAUCGGUUCCAGAAACUCCCAUUCGUCCGGCCCCACCUUCCCGAGUGGUGCUCCCGCCUGCUCUGCGGAAGGCCUGCCACCAAGCCUGCUUCUGCCACCACGCCUGCGGCCGAAGCCGUCCCCAGGAUCGUCAUAGAAACCCAAGAGAUUCCGGACCCCAAACCCGGCACGUGUCCCUCAGCCCCAGGCAGCAACGUGGAUCUGUUCGAGAGACUUCUUGCGCGGGAGAAGCAGAACGCGCUGCAACCGCCCCCGCGGGCCGUCGAGAGGAGCAACUCGUGUCCAGAGCUGGCGUCAGGGAGGCUCUCCUACUCUGUCAUCAGCAACCUGGACGAGGUGGGACGGCAGGUGGAAAAGCUGGACGUCCCCCUCCUGGUCAUCGCCCUCCUCGUCUUCGCCUACAUUUCCUGUGCAGCCGCCAUCCUCCCCAUCUGGGAGAAGAAACUGGACUUCGAGAACGCCUUCUAUUUCUGCUUUGUCACGCUGACCACCAUUGGGUUUGGGGACACCGUUUUGGAACACCCUCACUUCUUCUUGUUCUUCUCCAUUUAUAUCAUCAUCGGGAUGGAGAUCGUGUGCAUUGCUUUUAAGUUGGUGCAAAACAGGCUGAUUCACGUCUAUAAAAAUCUCAUGCUGUUCUUGGCGAGAGGGGCAUUUUACCAUCCUGUUAAAAAGUGA